Messenger RNA from Quercus robur (English oak), 641 nucleotides. RefSeq lists its product as uncharacterized. The transcript has 2 exons. The record is from RefSeq and is a predicted model, not a curated record. Bases 1 to 387 code for a protein of 128 amino acids. Lineage: Eukaryota; Viridiplantae; Streptophyta; Magnoliopsida; Fagales; Fagaceae.
AUGACAUCAUCUGAUCAUGUAUUGGCUACACCCUCACCACAGCCUCCCAUUGUUGCAUUCACUGCUCCUCCGCGAAUAAACUCCGGGCGUCCCACCUCUCAGUCUUCCAAAGGUACUCACUGCAAGUUUUGCCGUGCCAGAGGCCAUGACAUCUCUGUUUGUCGUAAGCUACAGAAAUUUGUGCAAGAGCAGAAUAAAGCUUCUCUUCCUCAGGCAGCUGCUGUAUGUCCUUCAGAUCCAUCGGUUCCUACAGGUCCAUCUUUGGCUUCCUCACUUACUACGGCUGAUAUUGAGGCAGUUGUUCAACAGGUUUUAUCCCGCACUUCCACUGCCCUUUCUGUCACCUCAGGAUCCCCGGACGGGUCAAGUGCUUGGGACAGGCCGUAAGGUUGGUCGCAUGUUUGAGGUUCAUGACUUGAAGAUUCCUUCACAAGUUGUUUCUGCAGCUGCUACCACUGCCACCUCCUCACCUGAUCUAUGGCAUGCUCGUCUUGGUCAUCCAUCCUUAUCUCGUCUUCAAUUAUUGGCUUCUCAAGGUCAUUUAGGUUCAGUUCAGUUUCAAAAAUUUGAUUGUACUUCCUGUCAUUUUGGCAAACAAACAAAACUGCCCUUUAAUAAAAGUGACUCUUUUUCAUCUGCCC